CUUCGGUUGAGUUGCAUCCUGCCUCACUGGAGUCUGAAGUAAGCAAAUGAAGUGAGAGCUAACAAAUUUGAUCAUUGAUCAGGAGAGUAAAGAUGACGACGUUUCGUUGCCGAGUUAUACUUUUGGACGACACUAUCAUUGAGCGGGACCUGGAGAAAAAAGCAGUGGGCCAGGUUCUGUUUGAUAUCGUCUGUGAGUAUCUCGACCUGCUGGAGAAGGACUACUUUGGUUUGGCAUUAUGGGAUUCAUCCAACUGUAAGGUGUGGCUGGACUUUUCUAAACGGGUUCACAAGCAGAUCAUAGGUCAUGAUGCUACAUUUACAUUCAGUGUCAAAUUUUACCCACCUGACCCUUCUGUAUUGGCUGAGGACAUCACAAGAUACUUACUGUGUCUUCAGCUAAGGAAAGACAUCCUGACCGACCGUCUGCCCUGUCCGUCUGACAUGUUGGCAGUUUUGGGAUCAUACGUGAUCCAGUCAGAAUUUGGGGAUUAUAACCCUGAACUACAUGGGAAAGAGUUCUUCAGUAGCAUUCCCCUUGGGCCCAGUCAGACUCCAGAGCUGGAAGAGAAAGUGACAGAGCUGCAUCGUACACUCAAAUCCAUGAGUCCUGCUCAAGCAGAUCGGCUUUUCCUGCAGAAUGUCAGGACGCUCGACCUGUACGGAGUACACCUGCAUCCUGCUAAGGAUGCCAGUGGAGGAGAUGUGAUGCUGGGGGUAUGUGCUGAUGGAUUUGUGGUGUAUGAGGAUGAAGAUGAGGAAAAGAAACAUAUUUUCAUAUGGCCUAGAGUUCUGAAUAUGUCUUUCAGACACAGCAACUUCCAUGCCAGGAUUUCCAACUUGGAGGAUGCGUCUGAAAAUACCUUCAAAUUCAGUCUGCCCAGCUACCGUGCCUGCAAAUGCCUGUGGAAAAAUGCUCUGGAGCAUCAUGCCUUCUUCAGGGACCUAGACAAGGCCCCAGAGGGGCUGCUACACUUGGAUAAUAGGUUUCGUUUCCGUGGGCUCACUCAUGCAGAAUCUCGAGAGGCAAGCUCUACCAUCAAUCGACCAGCUCCACGCUUCUCACGAUCAGCUAUCAAGAGAAAAGCAAAAGAAAGCCUUCUUGUGGCUUUGAAGCGCCCAAACCGAACUGAGUUUGACGAUUGGUUCCAACUGCUUGGCUCUGAUGAAUCAUGGCCCACUUAUCGCCCAGAUAAGGACACACUAAAAGGUGGAGAGACCCUUGCUUAUAAAGAAAGAGAGGAAGUGGAUAAUGAGUGGUUUCAGCUGUUGGGGAGGCGCUCCUUUCCCACUCAGCAUUCUUUGUCAUUCUUUUCUUCAGGUACUGAUAUUUUGGAAAGUGCUCCAUUCCAGCUUUGGAAACUGCGAGCUGAUGAUUGGUUUGUCCUCCUCGAACCCCACGUUUAUCAUCCCACCUUUUGGUCCUUGAAGACCCGACCAUUGUCUCUGCAGACCUCUCAAGCUGAAGAGCAGAGAGAAGAGCUGGAAUGGAUAGAAAGAACCUCAGAGAAGAAUAUAAAGAUUGUCAAAAUAAGAAAAGAGGUUGAGGCUGUGACAGAACAACAUGAGGAACUGGAAAUGGAAAGAAACCUAAUGAAACCAGACGUUGUUGGAGAAGAUGUAGAGUUUGAUAUUGGAGACAGUGUGAAAAUAAUGAAGGUUAUGAGGGAAACGCUAGAACAAGAAGGGGAUGGAGAGGAAAUCCAAAGAGUUGUAAUGUAUGAACAGAGAACACAGGAAGUAGAACCUCAUACAGAACAAUCUCAGGAGGCUUUGGUUGGACAAAGGAUAAGGGGGAUGGAAGUCGUAGACACAGUACAUGACUUGAUGUUAAAGACAAGUCAACAUGAGGAACUGGAAAUGGAAAGAAACCUAAUGAAAUCAGACAUUGUUGGAGAAGAUCUAGAGUUUGAUAUCGGAGGCAGUGUGAAAAUACUGAAGGCUAUGAGGGAAACGCUAGAACAAGAAGGGGAUGGAGAGGAAAUCCAAAGAGUUGUAAUGUAUGAACAGAGAACACAGGAAGUAGAACCUCGUACAGGACAAUCUCAGGAGGCUUUGGUUGGACAAAGGAUAAGGGGGAUGGAAGUCGUAGACACAGUACAUGACUUGAUGUUAAAGACAAGUCAACAUGAGGAACUGGAAAUGGAAAGAAACCUAAUGAAAUCAGACAUUGUUGGAGAAGAUCUAGAGUUUGAUAUCGGAGGCAGUGUGAAAAUACUGAAGGUUAUGAGGGAAACGCUAGAACAAGAAGGGGAUGGAGAGGAAAUCCAAAGAGUUGUAAUGUAUGAACAGAGAACACAGGAAGUAGAACCUCAUACAGGACAAUCUCAGGAGGCUUUGGUUGGACAAAGGAUAAGGGGGAUGGAAGUCGUAGACACAGUACAUGACUUGAUGUUAAAGACAAGUCAACAUGAGGAACUGGAAAUGGAAAGAAACCUAAUGAAAUCAGACAUUGUUGGAGAAGAUCUAGAGUUUGAUAUCGGAGGCAGUGUGAAAAUACUGAAGGUUAUGAGGGAAACGCUAGAACAAGAAGGGGAUGGAAAGGAAAUCCAAAGAGUUGUAAUGUAUGAACAGAGAACACAGGAAGUAGAACCUCAUACAGGACAAUCUCAGGAGGCUUUGGUUGAACAAAGGAUAAGGGGGAUGGAAGUCGUAGACACAGUACAUGACUUGAUGUUAAAGACAAGUCAAGAAGUGUUUGAGGAAAAUAUAGAAGAAUUAGAGGAAACAAUACAGGAAGUAGAGAGUAUUGAACAAAGACUGAAGGACCUAGAAAGGCUGAAAGUCAGAUUACAGGAAGUAGAAGUUUUAGAGCAAAAACUGCAACAAGUGCAGCAGGCAGGGAGACAACGAAGGCAAAGUGACGACUGGUACAUUCUGCUGGAGCACAAACUGAUGGGUUCUUCAGUACCUGCAAGACUACUAGGAGUUGCAACGUCUGGACAAAAGCUACAGGAUGUAGAAAAGAAAAGACAAGAACGAGGAGAGAGAGGUGAAUGGUACCUUUUGCUGGAUCGCAAAUCCUUGGGGGUAUCUUCAGCAAGUGCAGGUCCUACCAUGGACACAACAGAGCAAAAAGCAGAGAUUAGACAGUGGAUAGAGGGGGAACUCCAAAGAGUAAGCACUCUAACACCUGUCCAGAUGAAAGAUGACUGGUACAUUUUGCUGGAAUUGCUUCCACGAUCUACACAGACCAGGCAACCUGCACUGCGUCCAUCAGAGAUUGAUAUCCAGUCACAUUGGGUACGUGUAGCAGAGGAGCACAAAAACGUGGGAGACGAAAAGACAUGGAGAGAGGAGAGAACAAUUCAUGUGAGAGAAACACAACCAACUUUACCAGCACAAAGAGAAGAACAGAGACAGAAACAGGUGGAAGAUGACUGGUUUAUCCUGCAGGAUGUUUCUCCUAAAGAAGCAGCUGUAGAUGUUUACAAAGAGACCAGGAAGGAGGAAGUACAGCUAGUCGAAAAGGAAGCAAAGCCAAUAAUAUUUGAGGAGGAGAGAAGAGAAAUGAUAGAGGCAUCUCAGGAAGUGGUUCAGCCGAUUCCAAUACCUUUCAAGAAGAGAGAUGUUCCUUCAGGUCCUACCAUGGACACAGCAGAGCAAAAAGCAGAGAUUAGACAGUGGAUAGAGGGGGAACUCCAAAGAGUAAGCACUCUAACACCUGUCCAGAUGAAAGAUGACUGGUACAUUUUGCUGGAAUUAAUUCCACGAUCUACACAGACCAGGCAACCUGCACUGCGUCCAUCAGAGAUUGAUAUCCAGUCACCUUGGGUACGUGUAGUAGAGGAGCACAAAAACGUGGGAGACGAAAAGACAUGGAGAGAGGAGAGAACAAUUCAUGUGAGAGAAACACAACCAGCUUUACCAGCACAAAGAGAAGAACAGAGACAGAAACAGGUGGAAGAUGACUGGUUUAUCCUGCAGGAUGUUUCUCCUAAAGAAGCAGCUGUAGAUGUUUACAAAGAGACCAGGAAGGAGGAAGUACAGCUAGUCGAAAAGGAAGCAAAGCCAAUAAUAUUUGAGGAGGAGAGAAGAGAAAUGAUAGAGGCAUCUCAGGAAGUGGUUCAGCCGAUUCCAAUACCUUUCAAGAAGAGAGAUGUUCCUUCAGGUCCUACCAUGGACACAGCAGAGCAAAAAGCAGAGAUUAGACAGUGGAUAGAGGGGGAACUCCAAAGAGUAAGCACUCUAACACCUGUCCAGAUGAAAGAUGACUGGUACAUUUUGCUGGAAUUGCUUCCACGAUCUACACAGACCAGGCAACCUGCACUGCGUCCAUCAGAGAUUGAUAUCCAGUCACCUUGGGUACAUGUAGCAGAGGAGCACAAAAACGUGGGAGACGAAAAGACAUGGAGAGAGGAGAGAACAAUUCAUGUGAGAGAAAAACAACCAACUUUACCAGCACAAAGAGAAGAACAGAGACAGAAACAGGUGGAAGGUGACUGGUUUAUCCUGCAGGAUGUUUCUCCUAAAGAAGCAGCUGUAGAUGUUUACAAAGAGACCAGGAAGGAGGAAGUACAGCUAGUCGAAAAGGAAGCAAAGCCAAUAAUAUUUGAGGAGGAGAGAAGAGAAAUGAUAGAGGCAUCUCAGGAAGUGGUUCAGCCGAUUCCAAUACCUUUCAAGAAGAGAGAUGUUCCUUCAGGUCCUACCAUGGACACAGCAGAGCAAAAAGCAGAGAUUAGACAGUGGAUAGAGGGGGAACUCCAAAGAGUAAGCACUGUAACACCUGUCCAGAUGAAAGAUGACUGGUACAUUUUGCUGGAAUUGCUUCCACGAUCUACACAGACCAGGCAACCUGCACUGCGUCCAUCAGAGAUUGAUAUCCAGUCACCUUGGGUACAUGUAGUAGAGGAGCACAAAAACGUGGGAGACGAAAAGACAUGGAGAGAGGAGAGAACAAUUUAUGUGAGAGAAACACAACCAACUUUACCAGCACAAAGAGAAGAACAGAGACAGAAACAGGUGGAAGAUGACUGGUUUAUCCUGCAGGAUGUUUCUCCUAAAGAAGCAGCUGUAGAUGUUUACAAAGAGACCAGGAAGGAGGAAGUACAGCUAGUCGAAAAGGAAGCAAAGCCAAUAAUAUUUGAGGAGGAGAGAAGAGAAAUGAUAGAGGCAUCUCAGGAAGUGGUUCAGCCGAUUCCAAUACCUUUCAAGAAGAGAGAUGUUCCUUCAGGUCCUACCAUGGACACAGCAGAGCAAAAAGCAGAGAUUAGACAGUGGAUAGAGGGGGAACUCCAAAGAGUAAACACUCUAACACCUGUCCAGAUGAAAGAUGACUGGUACAUUUUGCUGGAAUUGCUUCCACGAGCUACACAGACCAGGCAACCUGCACUGCGUCCAUCAGAGAUUGAUAUCCAGUCACCUUGGGUACGUGUAGCAGAGGAGCACAAAAACGUGGGAGACGAAAAGACAUGGAGAGAGGAGAGAACAAUUCAUGUGAGAGAAACACAACCAGCUUUACCAGCACAAAGAGAAGAACAGAGACAGAAACAGGUGGAAGAUGACUGGUUUAUCCUGCAGGAUGUUUCUCCUAAAGAAGCAGCUGUAGAUGUUUACAAAGAGACCAGGAAGGAGGAAGUACAGCUAGUCAAAAAGGAAGCAAAGCCAAUAAUAUUUGAGGAGGAGAGAAGAGAAAUGAUAGAGGCAUCUCAGGAAGUGGUUCAGCCGAUUCCAAUACCUUUCAAGAAGAGAGAUGUUCCUUCAGUUGUGCAGCGUGGAAGAAUCAGACGUUUACUGAACGUGCUCCUGUGGCUGAUCAGCUCCUCAUGUAGAGGGUGGGAAGGAGAGUCUAAGAUUUUUAUUUUGGACAGUGUCCUCUUCUCCAACACCACUGUCAGAGAGUCCAGUUCCACGCCUACAACAUGGCCGGCCUUCCUGAUGAUCUUAUUGAGUCUGUUAGUAUCCUUCACCUUCAAGCCGCUGCCCCAGCAGACGACAGCGUACAGGAUGGCACUGGCCACCACAGACUCAUAGAAGAUCCGCAGCAUCGUUCGGCAUAUGUUGAAGGACCUCAGCCGUCUCAGAAGAUAGAGAUGGCUCUGGCCCUUUUUGUAUACCGUCUCCACGUUUUUGGACCAGUCCAGUUUAUUAUCCAAGUACACCCCCAGGUACUUAUAUUCCUCCACCACGUCCACACUGACCCCUUGGAUGUUAACAGGGUUCACCGGAGCCCUGAUUCUCUUCAGAUCAACCACCAGUUCUUUCAUCUUUGUUGCAUUGAGCUGUAGGUGGUUCUUCCUGCUCCACGCGACAAAGUUGUCCACCACUGUCCUGUACUCGCUCUCAUCACCACCGGUAAUACGUCCAACCACUGCAGAGUCAUCAGAAAAUUUCUGGAGGUGGCAGGUCUCCAUGCAGUAGUUGAAAUCAGUGGUGUAGAGAGCGAAAAGGAAAGGAGAAAGGACAGUCUCUUGCGGAGCCCUGGUGUUGCUGAUCACUCUGUCCGACACACAGCACUGCAAGCACACGUACUGUGGUCUGCCAGUCAAAUAAUCCACAAUCCAGGACACCAGUGGGGCAUCCACCUGCAUCGCUGUCAACUUCUCACCCAGCAGAGCUGGCCGGAUGGUGUCAAAAGCACUGGAGAAAUCAAAAACCAUGAUCCUCACAGUGCUGGCUGGCUUGUCCAGGUGGCCGUAGACUUUGUUGAGCAGGUAGAUGAUUGCGUCCUCUACUCCAAGACGGGGCUGGUAGGCAAACUGAAGGGGAUCAAGAAGUGGUUGGACCAUAGGCCGGAUCUGCUCCAGGAUGAGUCUCUCAAGGGUCUUCAUGAUGUGUGACCAAUUCGCCGUCUGUAAAAUUAGACCUAGCCGAGGCCUGGAAUAAUCUGUUUUUACAGCAUUUCACAUAAUUUGUAUUUGAUUACAAAUUUGACAUCCUGUAACUUUUUAAGAUUAGCUACCUCACCAACACUUUAGGCAGCUGACUUGACUAAAAAAUAAAAUAAAAUAACUGCUAGAUAAUUGGCUUUAUAUAAUAUAAAAUGCGAUUUUGGCAGCACACACGUUCACUAGUCACUUUAUUAGGAACCAUUGCUCAUUCAUGCAAUUAUCCAUCAGACAUCAUUCAUGACCCAUCACAUGGCAACAGCAUUAUGCAAAAAAAAAAAAAUCAUGUAGCUACAGAUCAAGAGUUUUGGUUAUCCCUUUCUCUCUAAGAUUAUUCAGGACGCUGUUGGGUUUCUGUGUGUAGAGUAUCGUGACUUUUUGUUUAGCUGCUGGUGAGCAGGGUGAUGGGAAAGGAGAGGGGGUGUGAAUCCCCUAAAGGGCAAACAAUUCUCCACAAUAACAUUGGUACAGAGAUAAAAUGGACAGCACAACUAAGGCUGUCCAGACUAAUAUGUUUUAGUUUUAAAACAGCAUUUUAAAACGAAAAUAAUCUCCAUCCAGACAAGUGUUUUAGCUCCGUAUCAGAAAUAAUCUCCGUCCAUACUAACACGCCCGAUAACACACAUCACAUGACCAUUCACUGGGCAUGCAUGUGCCAGUAUAAACAGCUGAUGUCAUUUCUGUGAAGAAU
Messenger RNA from Neoarius graeffei (lesser salmon catfish), 7517 nucleotides. RefSeq names its product erythrocyte membrane protein band 4.1b (gene epb41b). NCBI's taxonomy places the organism in Eukaryota, Metazoa, Chordata, Actinopteri, Siluriformes, Ariidae. Gene Ontology annotation, cellular component: plasma membrane; cytoskeleton. The record is from RefSeq and is a predicted model, not a curated record. Gene Ontology annotation, molecular function: cytoskeletal protein binding. The coding region runs from base 93 to 5972 and encodes 1959 amino acids. The transcript has 30 exons. Gene Ontology annotation, biological process: cortical actin cytoskeleton organization.